CCUUGAGUGAAAGAUUCUUGGCGGAGGGAAGUCUCCCAGGCAGGCUGGUGCCAUAGACUGGCUCAGACCGAGGCUCUGCGAGUUUGUGUGCCGAGGCGCACGGCGGGACUUUGCUCCCCCUGACCAUCUGGGUGGCCGAGCGACAGUCGACACUGGCAUGUGCACUUCCCUUCGGUAGGAAUUCGGCGAGAGUGUGGAGAAGCAGCAGCUACCAACAUGCCACCACUACGAGAGUUGUACUACGAGGACAAACAUGAUUUCAGGUCGGCCCUGACGAAGCUGUUGUGCGGGUUGUACGCUCUCCUGCUGGUGGUCUUUGGCGGAGUCUUCGCCGUGGCCAACGCCCUCACCGUCCAGGAACGCCAACACCUGUACUACCUGGAGGUCUUCCUAUUAUACCUGUAUUUUGGAUCUCUGGCUACACUUCUGUACUUCCAGUUCUGCAUCCUGCGAGGCAGACAGGUGCGCAAUGCCGUAGACAACAGCAUCCGCGUCGUCAUACGCCGCAGCGAGGACAACCUGCAGUUGUCGCCCUGCCCGAGCCGGAAGGACAACGCGGUGCCCACCACGCCCACCACCUUGGGUAGCCCGCUGCGGGACCUGGAGGAAGGUGAUGUUGGACUGGAGUCGCGCAAGGAACCACUGGACCAGAUGUCCACGCUGUCCAACACCUCCUCCCCCUCGCACCUCGUGCUGCCCCCUGACGGUCAUGGCCACGUUGGGGAAGGAAUCAAUUUUUAUCUCCGCCUUGGGGCGCUUGCCUUCAGCAUUGGCAGCGUGACUUUGGACGGCUUUCACAUCGCCUCCUACUUCGAGACAGAGAACACGACCACGUGCGAGUCGCACAUCUUCACUCUCGUCUACGUCGUCCACCUGAUCUUCACCUUCGUCCAAACCUUCUUCCUCUUCAAGAACCAUAAGCUUGUCAUCGACAAAAACAAGGCGUCGGUGCGCUUUGGUCUGAUGCAUCUGCUGGCCACCAACCUGUGUGUGUGGUUCGUCACGGCCGUGACGGAAACAGCCGAGGACUACCGACAGCAGGACUACUUUGCCUCUCGGAACGUGUCCAACCCUCCCUUGUUGAAGAGCUGCUACGAGGACAUGACCCUCGCUCGCACGGCCUCGCCCUACCUGUUCCCUUGCACCAUCAUCUACAGCAUCAUCGCCGCCGGCAUCGUCUACCGCAUGUACACCUACGUUGGGGUCAAGGUCAAACAGAGGUGGCCCAGUCACACGUCACUCACCUCAUCUGUCCCUCAUGGUGUUGUCUCCAUGGACUGUGAAAAAGCGAACAAAGGGCUGUUUACCGGCCUGCUGGUUGCCGUGAUUACUCUCAUCGCCAUAGCAACCUUCUUCGUCUUCGACUCGAGACUGAACUACCCGUACACCGCCAUCAAAGUAACUUUCGUCAUGGAGAUCUCGCUGCUGGUGCUGACGGGUGGCUGCAUCAUCGUGGGGCGGGUGCGCUUUCAGCAGCUGCUGUUCCUGGAGAACUACCUGUCGUUGGACUCGGUGUUGCUGCUGGUGUCCCUGGCCGGCGCCUACGUGUACCUCAGCUUUAUGCUCAUCUCCUCCGCCUCCACCCUGGCAUCACACGGCAUCACCAGCAUCCUCUCCCUGGUCACCAUCGCUGUGGGGCUCGUGCAGUCCACCCUGCAGGCCAUCUUUGUCUUGGAUGGCCUCUGUCGACGCGCCGAGAAUGAUGCACAGGUGGAAAGCAAGCCUGGCAGAGCUGUGGUGACAUUCCUGCUGGUGUGUAACCUCGCUCUGUGGGUUGUCACACUCUUCGAGAUUCGCAAGACAAUGGUGGUGCCGUUCCACCAAAGUUUCUAUGGCAUCCUGCCGUGGAACAUCAUCCUUCACCUGUGUGUCCCACUGUACAUCUAUUUCCGGUUCCACUCCGCUAUCUGUCUCUCCAAGAUCUGGUACAACGCCUAUACCAAAGAGAAAAUUGUGUAAGAUGGGUAAAGGCAACAAGUGCCUUGGAGUCAGGGUGCAAACCAAGUAUCAUGCUUGACUUGGCAUCAGCCUUCCAUAAGAAGUAUGAUGUUUGGGUACAGCACAGGCAGCUCAAUGGCAGGGUGUCAAACAGCUCUAACUUCUGCAACAUCUGUGUGAGCGAACUUGCCAUCAUUCAGAUAACUCUGAGAUGUUGCUUGGCAGGUGGGUCAAAGAACACCUAAUCAGAACUGGAGCUUAGGUUCUUGUGGAGUUUUGAUCCACAAAUGUUUAUGCUUUUGUCUAGGAAAACUGCUUUUAAUGCCUUAAUACCAGCAUGCAUCAUUCUCAGAGGUAGAAUGCUACAGACAGAAGAUUACAGCAAGACUAUGAAGAUGGCAACAGCUGCUUACAACAGAUGAUUGCAGGAUUAACUGGCUUUAAUCUUCUGUAAAAGUAGAUGACCUCAAUGAAAAAUGAAUAUGAAUGUGUGUUCGUGUUUUGUGCAUAUUUAAAAUAGAUGUGGUUUUCUCCAUCCAGGCUAGACAGUGCACAUUUAGCUGUUCAUUUAGAGAAUAUUUCUGCUGUAAUCUUUUCAGCUUCUGCAAGAACCGACACACAAUAAGAAAGAAAAGUUAUUGCUUCUUGUUAAUUCUUUAAAAUCAACUUUGAAAUCGUAACAAAAGAUAAACUGAAACUGUAGUCACAGCAAUGUCUGUACAGAUACUGUUCUUCUCUAUUCCAUUUUUUCCAGGCUAUCUUAAGGUCAGGGUGGUAGCACCAAUAACUUUAAUUCAUGUUUCUCCAUAGUAAAGCCACCGAUCUAUUCCUUCAAUAUUGUACUAUAAUUUCAAUACCAGAGCCAAAAACGUAGCUGGUUUUUUUUCUCCAGUAAAGCUGUAACUAGUUCAAAUUAUGAACACAUUUCAUCAAAAGUAUGAAACCGUUGACCAUUUCUUUAAUAAUGGACAAGACAGAUAAGACUCUGAAAUGGUUGUUUAGUUCCACUUCAAUUUCAGUAUUUAAUAGUUGUGUCAAACUUCUUGACAUUCACACCAGUGUAUGAGCUCCUUCACUUCUCUCAAGUCAUAAUAUGUUGCGUUUUACAGUUUCUGGAUACCUGUCAUACAUCAUUAUUUUUGUUUGGUUUCUCAUAUCAUUUUGAUGAAAUGUUUACUGCUUUUUACCUGAAAUAUUGGCUCAGCUUGAGGUAAUGAAGUCAGCAAAUAAUCAGCAUGAACAUCACUCAAAUCACAGCAUUGACUCAAACCUACAAGGCCAGCAUUUGGAAAUCAAGUGACUCAUACAUCUACAUGCUGCUUAACCUAUUAACUUUUUAAGUCUGUUUUCAAUGUGUCGUGUUCUUGGCAUUUUUCAAGAGUUGUUUGGUUUUUGAGUAUUAUCCUUGCUUUCGAAAUGUUCAUUAGAUUAAAAGCUCCAAUUCCUGAUUACCAUAAAACAAGGACAUGAAUCUCACAAGCAAAAUGAAUCAGGGAAUGUAAAUGGCAUUUUUAAAUUAAAUUUGUGCAAUCCCAAACCCUUUUUUGAAAGUUUUUUGGAGGCAGCAAAUUUUACCACGAUUUUGGGUGCUUAUUUUUAAAUUUUAAUUAACCUUUUCUUUUGCAGUGGAUGUGCAUGUCUGUGCAUUUUGGAGAGUGCAUGUGUGCUUGUUUGCAUGAGGGGGGAAAAAGAACACCAUACUUCCUCCUGACCAAAAAAAAAGAUGACCACUGUGUGAUUUUGAAAAGCAUGAAGUCAAUAUCACUUUUGAAUUUUACCUUUACAAAUGUCAAGCCAUUCAGGUCACAUUUUAAAAGUAAAUUAGUACAAAGUUGCUGUUUGAUAUGGUGUGUGGCUUACCUAGUUUUCUGUGCCUGACGGUGGUUUUUGUCUGUACAUACUCUUUCUGACUGCAUCUGAAAAUAGAAGUUUAGACUUUUGCAUGCAUUUUAACAGCAUGAGUAUGAACAUGUAUAGAUUCUUAUUCUUAGCUGGCCAGGUUUUAUGUGUCUCUGUAUGAUACUAGUUCUAGUCCUUAUUAAUAUUCCGUUUCUAGUUUGUACAGAUCAGCAUAGACAUUUUGAGGAAAGCACAGCAUGGUUUUGUUCACAAAAACUGCUUUGAAAUGCUAAUUUAUGCAGCACUUAUGGUACCUGUAUAAAACAUACUAACAGAUAUCUGCUAUAUCUUUGUUAGAGCAGCAUACAAGUCAAACACCAAAAAUGUAUGAAAGGAUUAACACUAAUUAACACAAUUCUAUUCAUAUGUAUGUUAUCCAAAGUGAAGUGUUUAUAAGAUCAUACACAAUAUUAUACACAACUUGCUCAAAUGGUAUUACCAAGAUCUUGCUUUUCUUCAGCUUGUAUUAACUUUAUUACAAGUUUUACUUCAUUAAUUUUAUUUGCAUCAUUAUAAUCAUAUAAUCCAUCAAAGGUAAGCAUUUGAUAUUCAUUAAAUGUUUAUAUAACUGUUACUAAAAAUGAAAACUUUCAUGAUCAUGUUAAAAGAUUUUUGGUCUACACACACAAUGAACAUCAUUUCAUUUUUUUCUUACCUUUUAAUUGUAUGACAUUUAUUUGUCAGGGUAUUUAACUUUUGUAAGUACAUCUGACAGUUUUUAACAGUUUUUUAAUAAGUUUGUUAUUGCUUUUACUUUAAAAUACAAAAGGAGGGGGUUGUACUAUCUUCUUAAAUAAAUUUUACAAAAACAGUCUGCUUGUUUCUGAAUUUGAUACUUAUUUUUGAAAAUGGUAAUCAAAGUUGGCUUCCAAGGUCAUGCAUUUUGCAGUCUGGAUAGAUGCAGAAUUUGAAAAAGUUUUACAAACACAACCCAGAGCUAUAUAUUUAAUCAUUACAUGUACAAGAAAUUCUUAGUCCUGAGACCUGCAGUGUUACAUUACAAACUGUGUACAUGUUUUAUUUUACCUGAACUGAACUAAAAAGGUAGUUUUAUUAAUUUAUUUGAUUGUGGGAUCUUACAGAUGGAAGAGUAACAGAACCUUGAGGUUUUGUAUAAAGCUGUGUGUGUAAUAAAUGUUAAUUUUUCUAAAUUUAUCAUGGCAGUUUGGAAGCAUAACCAGUAUUUCAGGGGAUGUAUACCGACAUUACAGUGUGCUUCAUAUACUAUGCAGCUCAUUGUAGAACUAUAUAUCUCAAUGUGACAUUUUCAUGCUGUUGUCAUGAGGUACUAGCAAUGCACAUGGAUAAGUAUUUGAUUUUACAAUAUGUUUGCAACUCUGUUGUACUUUAUACCUGUGCAUCUUUUAUGCAUAACCAUUCAGCAAUAGUGUCAAUUAUACAAUAUCAGCACAUAUUUUAUCUGAUUGACUAAAAUGUUGAUAUUAAGACUGCUUUGGUUUAUCGUUAAAGUAUUCAUGCAUAAUGUAAAUGUGGACAGACGGAUGUGUUGGUGAGCAGCUGCAUGCAGAUAUUGCAUGUUUUCUUGUAUAGCUGUUCUCACAAGAAGAAAAAAAAUGACACCAUUAAUGCCUAUAAAACAUACCAGGAAUAACCAAAGCUGCUGCAAACAUUUUUAUGACACACCUUUUUUCAAAUCAGUUGAAGAAGAAGUGCAAUUGUAUUAUUGGUAUUAACCAUUCUCUUCCAACAUUUCUGAGUCUCAGCAGUGGCUUUAUUUAUACAAAAAUUAAAAGACUUUUAAAAAAAA
Messenger RNA from Pomacea canaliculata, 5605 nucleotides. Its product is annotated as proton channel OtopLc-like. NCBI's taxonomy places the organism in Eukaryota, Metazoa, Mollusca, Gastropoda, Architaenioglossa, Ampullariidae. Gene Ontology annotation, molecular function: proton channel activity. Gene Ontology annotation, cellular component: membrane. The record is from RefSeq and is a predicted model, not a curated record. Gene Ontology annotation, biological process: proton transmembrane transport.